Molecule: messenger RNA, 876 nt
Organism: Spathaspora passalidarum NRRL Y-27907
Lineage: Eukaryota; Fungi; Ascomycota; Pichiomycetes; Serinales; Debaryomycetaceae
Product: lipoyl(octanoyl) transferase
Exons: 1
Coding region: 1-876 (291 amino acids)
Biological process (GO): protein lipoylation
Cellular component (GO): mitochondrion
Molecular function (GO): lipoyl(octanoyl) transferase activity
Source: RefSeq, a predicted model, not a curated record
AUGAGAGUAAGCGUACAGUUGCUACAAGAAGCAUCUUCCAGGAUCUGUCCUAUUACUUUGAAGCCCAAGAAGAAGUUUUGGCCUAUUAGAGAAAGCUAUGGAACACUUCGACAUAUUCAUUUCCCAGGGAUAACUUCGUUCCAACAUGGAUUAGAUAUCCAGCAAGCAUUAGUGAAUCACAACUUACACUUUAAAUCUACUGAAUUCAACAUCAGAAAAAUACAAAAGACGAGAGGUGAUACCUUAACGUAUAAGGAAACUCAGUUGAUUGACAAAAUCUUAGAUUUGAAACCAUUACCUACGAUAUUAACAUUCGAAUUUAAUAACGUGUACGCUGGAGGUUUACGUUCAAAAGAAGAGGUAAGUCCUGAGUUACGUGAACAAUACGAGAAAUCAGGAUGUGAAUUCCACCAGUUGGACCGAGGAGGACAAGUCACAUGGCAUGGUAAGGGACAACUCGUGGCAUACUCUGUCAUUGAUAUCAAGGCAUUCCAUAACUUAACGGCGAAAUGUUUUGUUACUAGUAUUCUUCUCGAAAGUGUGAAAAGAACCCUUUUGAAUAAUUUCGGAUUGAAAUCGGAAGUCAUAGAAAACCCUGGUGUUUGGACUUCUGCCGACGAUAAAAUUGCUAGUGUGGGUAUUAGAAUCAAGAGAGGGAUAUCUGAGUAUGGAAUUUCACUUAAUGUAAAUCCUGAUUUGAAGUUUAUGAACAGUUUUAUCAUGUGUGGACUCGACGGCAAACGUGCUACUUCAAUUAUGAAAGAACUAGGUGAAACCUCAGCAACAGUAGAACAGGUUGCAAACAUGUACGUUAAAGAGGUUGCAGAGUUGUUAAACAUGCCCAAAAUAGAAUACAUUCAAGCCAAUGAGUUAUAA